AUGCCUGCAAGAUUGUCAAGGGGCUCGAGCCAAAGUUCGGCCACUUCGUCACGAAGGCGGCGGUGCUUCCGCAGAUCGAGAAGCCGGAGACCGUGCAGGAGGCCCCCGAGCAGAAGGCCCGCAAGAGCGCAGGCCUCAGCCCCGAUGAGCUCAAGGAGCUCGAAAGCUUGA
Molecule: messenger RNA, 171 nt
Organism: Symbiodinium necroappetens
Lineage: Eukaryota; Dinophyceae; Suessiales; Symbiodiniaceae
Source: the annotation of a GenBank genome assembly